GACAUUCUGCCGGAAUAGAAAGAGAAAAAAACUCCUUGUAUUUAAGCUUUUGUAAUGAAUUUCACCACAACUUACCGCCUUAACAGGACACGACCAUGUGAAAAAAAAGCAUUUAAAAAAAUGUUGCGCAUUUAUCUUUUAAUAAUCAUUUUAUUAUGGCAUUUUUCCAACGAAAUGGCCGCGAAAAAGACCCUUAAUGUGGAAUUAUACAACUUAAGCUGCAGCUAUUACACGGAACUUGUUAAGCAAUUCUCUUGCGAUUUUCGAAAACUGGCGACAGGUAUCUUCGCUUUAAACGCCAACUUGGUAUUGAAUCGAUCAUUGGCCAAAAAUGCCGAGGUGGCCAUAACCAUAGCUGUGAAUUUACCAGGGCAAACCAAAAAGAUUCAAGUUUUAGAUGUGAAGCUCAAAGUUUGUGAUAUUCUAAGCAAUAUGGGUAAGGUGCCAAUGAUUAAGAAGCAUUUUAAUGAGCUAAUGAGAAGCAGUACCUUGCCUAUUCUAUGUCCAAUAAAGGGAAACGUUUUGUAUAAAAUCAAUAAUUAUACCAUCACCAAUGAUUUUUUCCCCAACUAUACGCCAGUUAUGAAUUUUAAUUAUACUGUCGAUUUUUAUGAAAGUAAUAAUAGGCUAGUUUGCAAAUACUUCCUGGCAGGAGCUACGGUGGCUAGAAACUAA
Messenger RNA from Stomoxys calcitrans (stable fly), 675 nucleotides. RefSeq lists its product as uncharacterized. The transcript has 4 exons. The coding region runs from base 55 to 675 and encodes 206 amino acids. The record is from RefSeq and is a predicted model, not a curated record. NCBI's taxonomy places the organism in Eukaryota, Metazoa, Arthropoda, Insecta, Diptera, Muscidae.